Messenger RNA from Pyricularia oryzae 70-15, 366 nucleotides. RefSeq lists its product as uncharacterized. NCBI's taxonomy places the organism in Eukaryota, Fungi, Ascomycota, Sordariomycetes, Magnaporthales, Pyriculariaceae. The coding region runs from base 1 to 366 and encodes 121 amino acids. The record is from RefSeq and is a predicted model, not a curated record. The transcript is spliced from 5 exons.
AUGGCCAGAAUAGCGGCGAGCUUGAUGAAAGAGUCCACCUGUGCACCCAAAAAGACGCCUAUUGAGGCUUGGGAAAGACCAAGGCCGGAGUAUCCGCCCCAGCAACCUUUCUUCGCCCGAACCGGUCAGAUUCAAGGGCCGAGAGGAGGAAAAAAGGGCGAUGGAACGCGUGAUUUUUCUCCGUGUCAGUUCAAGAGGCUUAUACCGCUCGGGGCAACGCUUUCGCAGAUUGCCGACCAAAUAAAUCCCUUCGCCUGCCUAACCCGGCAGUGGAGCUGGAAGCGAGCGGGAAGCGGGAGGUGGGAAACAGAGGCUAGGGAACCGGCAUCACCCCAGCAGAUGGCUCUCACCGAGAUUGUGGAGUAG